AUGGUGGUAGAUAUGCCUAUGGUGGGCGUGCCAGAGGACGCAACAACAAUGGCUACCAAAGAAGUUAUUCCACUGCUCCUCCCAUUAUGUUUUCAACCCACGCAUACUGCACGAAAUUGUCCAUCUCUUGGUUCCAAAGCACUCUUUUCAGAUCUUCAAUCUUCAUCCUCUGCGCAUUCCUAUACUCCUCCAAGUAGUCCUCAAUGGUAUGUUGACACUGGAGCCUCUUCACACAUGACACCUACUACUUCAAAUCUCUCUUCCAUUCAACCUUAUAAUGGUAAUGAUAGUGUUAUGGUGGGUAAUGGUAAUCAGCUCCCAAUCUCUUAUACUGGUAAUGGUAAUUUCUCUACGCAUUCUUUUACCUUUUCUCUCAAAAAUAUUUUAGUUGUUCCUACUCUUUCUUGUAAUUUAUUAAGUGUUCGUAAAUUCACUUCUGAUAAUAAUUGUUCGAUUGACUUUGAUGCCUUUGGAUUUUCUAUUAAGGACUACAAGACGAAGAGAAUUCUUCUCAGGUGCAAUAGUUUGGGUCCUCUUUAUUCAUUCUCUCCAUCUACUCCUGGAAUUGCUGCUCAUCAAGCUUUUGUUGUCUCAUAUGCUUCUCCAACUCUGUGGCAUCGUCGUCUAGGCCAUCCUAGUUUAGCUGUUCUUUCUAAUUUAGUUAGAAGCAAUAAUUUGCAAUGUUCUUUAGCAAAAGCGAUUGGAUUUUCUUUGUAA
Nicotiana tabacum (common tobacco) is the source of this 717-nucleotide messenger RNA. The record is from RefSeq and is a predicted model, not a curated record. Lineage: Eukaryota; Viridiplantae; Streptophyta; Magnoliopsida; Solanales; Solanaceae.